Molecule: messenger RNA, 867 nt
Organism: Malassezia japonica
Lineage: Eukaryota; Fungi; Basidiomycota; Malasseziomycetes; Malasseziales; Malasseziaceae
Gene: TIF35
Product: translation initiation factor eIF3 subunit g
Exons: 2
Coding region: 1-867 (288 amino acids)
Cellular component (GO): cytoplasm; eukaryotic translation initiation factor 3 complex
Molecular function (GO): RNA binding; translation initiation factor activity
Source: RefSeq, a predicted model, not a curated record
AUGUCUGUGGCUGAACCCACGCCUCGCAUCGAGACGCGCGACGAAGGCAACGGCGUGCAGACCGUGGUUGAGUACCGCACUAAUGCCGACGGCAAGCAGGUCAAGGUUACGCGCCGCAUUAAGCGCACGCUCGUCUCCACGCGCGUGAACCACGACGUGGCGGAGCGCAAGAGCUGGACCAAGUUUGGCCUCGAGAAGAGUGCUGCGCCCGGCCCCCACGGUGGCACCACGUCGAUCGGUGCGAAUGUGCAGGUGAAGCUCAUGGCCGGUGGAACUAAGGAGCCCGAGCAGGACCCUACCGAUGCCAUGCGCGAGAAGCUGGCCAACAAGCGUGUCCAGUGUCGUUUGUGCAAGGGCGACCAUUACACGGCGCGCUGCCCGUACCGCGACACGCUUGAGGCGAUCCCUGGUGCGGGUGGCGAGGCGCCCGAGGGCGACGCGGCGACUGCCGCGCUCGCUGGCGGCGACCCCUCCGCCCCGGCCAAGAUCAACCCUGCCGCUGCUGCGCUGGGCGCGGCCGGCCUUGGGCCGGGCAAAUACAAGCCGCCGAGCCUGCGGUCGGGUGCUGUGCCGAUGACGAUGGGCGGACCUACGCAGCGCGACGACUCGUCGACGCUGCGUGUGACGAACCUGAGCGAAGACGUGGAAGAGGAGGACCUGCGCGACCUCUUCCGGCGCUACGGUCGUGUCACGCGUAUCUACUUGGGCCGCGACCGCGAGACGGGUGCAUGCAAGGGCUUUGCAUACGUCAACUUUGAGGACCGCGCCUCGGCUGACCUGGCCCGGCAAAAGCUGGAUGGUUUCCCCUACAGCAACUUGAUUCUCAGCUGCCAGUGGUCGCAGCCGCGGGCGGACCGUCCUACGUAG